Messenger RNA from Silurus meridionalis, 1865 nucleotides. It is a transcript of the gene tfap2d, whose product is annotated as transcription factor AP-2 delta (activating enhancer binding protein 2 delta). Gene Ontology annotation, molecular function: DNA-binding transcription factor activity, RNA polymerase II-specific; RNA polymerase II transcription regulatory region sequence-specific DNA binding. Gene Ontology annotation, cellular component: nucleus. Gene Ontology annotation, biological process: regulation of cell population proliferation; anatomical structure development; regulation of transcription by RNA polymerase II. The record is from RefSeq and is a predicted model, not a curated record. The coding region runs from base 27 to 1373 and encodes 448 amino acids. Lineage: Eukaryota; Metazoa; Chordata; Actinopteri; Siluriformes; Siluridae. The transcript is spliced from 8 exons.
GCGGAGUUUUGUCUGGAAGCGCGAGAAUGUCAGCGACCUUCCCGGGACUGGUUCAUGAUGCGGAGAUACGUCACGACGGAUCAAACAGCUACCGGUUGAUGCAGCUCGGCUGCCUGGAGUCAGUGGCGAACUCGUCGGUGGCGUACUCAUCCUCUUCUCCGCUCACGUACCCGGCGACCGGGACCGAGUUCGCGUCUCCGUACUUCCCCGCCAACCACCAGUACACGCCCCUGCACCACCAGUCCUUCCACUACGACUUCCAGCACGGGCACCACGCGGCCGUGAACGCCGACGCGUAUUACUCGCAGCAGUACUACCAGCAGCUGCACCACCACGGCGAGCCGACCGACUUCAUCAACCUGCACGGCGCGCGCGCGCUCAAAUCCUCGUGCCUGGACGAGCAGCGGCGCGAGCUGGGCUGCCUGGACGCCUACCGACGCCACGACCUGUCGCUCGUCAGCCACGGCUCGCAGUACGGUGUGCACACCGAGCAAAGGCUGCUGCCGGGGUCCGGUCUGGGGCUUCCGCCGCCGGGGGCUGAUGACCUACAGGGAUCCGUGGACGCGCAAUGCGGGCUCAUGUUGAACGGACAAGGCGGGGUUAUACGGCGAGGAGGCACGUGUGUGGUGAACCCUACAGAUCUGUUCUGCUCGGUCCCUGGCCGUCUCUCUCUCCUCAGCUCUACCUCCAAAUACAAAGUGACCAUAGCUGAAGUCAAGCGGCGACUCUCUCCUCCAGAGUGCCUCAAUGCCUCACUGCUGGGGGGCAUCCUCAGGAGAGCGAAAUCUAAAAAUGGUGGACGGUGUCUCAGAGAGAAGUUGGACAGGUUGGGGUUGAACCUCCCAGCAGGCCGCAGGAAAGCCGCCAAUGUCACACUGCUCACGUCUUUAGUAGAAGGUGAAGCGCUACAUCUGGCAAGGGAUUUCGGCUACACCUGCGAGACAGAGUUUCCCACUAAAGCUGUGGGCGAACAUCUGGCACGGCAACACACAGAACCUAAAGAGCAGAAUGCCCGCAAGAAAAUGGUGCUGGCCACCAAGCAGAUUUGUAAAGAAUUUCAAGAUUUGUUAAGUCAAGAUCGCUCUCCGCUGGGUUCCUCAAGACCGACACCAAUCCUGGACUUAGAUAUUCAGAGACAUCUAACACAUUUUAGUUUGAUCACACACGGUUUUGGCACGCCGGCAAUCUGCGCCGCUCUCAGCACCUUCCAGACGAUCCUCAGUGAAAUGUUGAACUACCUUGAGAAACACUCAGCCAAUAAGAGCACAGGAACGCCUGAUGGCAGUCAAAUCAACUCCAACUCCGAAAAGAUAGCACUACGAAAAACCAACGAGACGCCAUCGAAAGACGGGAAAAUGGAAAAAACUGAAUGACUCCACUUCUUUUACUUUCUUUUUCUCCUCUGUUUUUAUUUUGGCAAAAGUAGGAAUUUGCUGCUGACUCACUUCCUAAUCUGAGCUCAGAUGAUCGGCGGGGUCUUAAUCAGGGCUUGGCUCAAACAGGGCGAGCUUUUUCUCUUUUAAUUUUGAAGUUUGGCAAAUAAUUUAUUACCUGAUUAUUUAAUGACGUGUCUUUAUAACUAUUUUCCUGUCGAAUACGUUCUUUGGUUUGGAGCUUGUCCCUGUACAGAUAGCUGAGCAGACACACAUUCCGAGGCGUCAUUUCGGGUUGUGUGAGAGCUGUAAAUGAAUCGGAGUGGCGCUUGUGGUUGCCGUCGGAAACUGUAUAUUUAUUGUGCAUGUUAAAGUUUGUACACUGUUUGAAACCCUCACUGACACUGCAGAUCUUCACCACAUCUCGGCUGCAUUUGUAAAGAGUUAUAUAUAUAUAAACGUAUAAAACGACGACUUUUCUUGCAGGUUUUG